UACCUGGCGAUCAUCAUGCCGCGUGCGUCCAUAACAGCCUCAAUAGAAUCCAAGCAGCGCAUCAUGGUCAUUGUCACCACCGGCGUCGCCCUCUGCCUGCUGCUCAUCGGGUGGGCCGUGGUGAUCUUCCUCACGCUCUACGUGGACACGCGCAUGCGCCCCAAGGAGGAGCUGCAGCGCCAGAUGGAGGAGACCCAGCGAGCCCAGGCUGCCUCCGAAGUGAAGAGCCAGUUCCUGGCAAACAUUUCGCACGAUCUCAGGACCCCCAUGGCUGGCAUCCUGGGUCUGCUGGACAUCAUGCUGUGCGACCACCUGUCAUCGGAGCAGGAGGCCAACCUGCGCCAGAUGAAGUCCUGCUGUGCCUCUCUCCUCGGACUCCUCAACAACCUGCUUGACCUUGCCAAGGUGGAGGCGGGCAAGAUGCAGCUGGAGGUUCUAGAGUUUGACAUAGUGGGCGAGCUGGAGUCGCUGGUGGACAUGUUCAGCGUGCAGGGGCUUAGCAAUGGCACUGAGAUCGCCCUUGAUCUCUCGGACGACAUCGAUCGGACGGUCAAGGGCGACCCGUCUCGAGUCAGACAGCUCAUGUUCGAGAAUCUGCUGAGCAACGCGUGCAAGUUCACCAAGAACGGCCAGGUGAGGGGAGCACUGGUAGCUGGCUGGCUCGUGCACUCAUUUGCCUUUCGCGGCCCCUCUCUCCCUUCCUUCCUUGUCAUUCAGGUGUUCGCGAAUCUGCUGAGCAACGCGUGCAAGUUCACCAAGAACGGGCAGGUGGUGGUGAGGGGGUGGGUGCGCGACAGGCCGCCCCCGCAGCUGGCCAAGCAGGACCUCUCCAUCCCGGGGGAGAAGGGCAACCCCACAGCUAGCGGCCCAGCAGGUCCAAGUGCCACAAUUCCAACAACACAGAAGCAGACGCAGCGGGAGCAGGCAUGGCGGGAGUGGGAGCGGGGGUGGGAGGCGAGCACGGCGGGCGGGGGCAAGGCGCGGCGCACAGUGGCGUUCAUGUUUGAGGUGGAUGACACGGGGCCGGGCAUUCCUCCUUACUCUCCCUCUCUCUCCCUUCUCCCCUCUCUGCCUACUCCCCUCUCUGCCUACUCCCCUCUCUGCCUUCUCCCCUCUCUGCCUACUCCCCUCUCUGCCUUCUCCCCUCUCUGCCUUCUCCCCUCUCUGCCUUCCUCCUCUCCCUUUCCCCCUUCCCCACCCCCCUCCCCAACCCCCAUUCCUCUUGCAGCAGGCGGCACAGCAGGUCCAAGAGCCGCGAUGAGUUUCGAGGCGCCUCAAAAGCCUUCCCCACCCCCCUCCCCAAACCCCAUCCCCCUCCCCAACACCCAUUCCGCUUGCAGCAGGCGGCACAGCAGGUCUAAGAGCCGCGAUGCCAGCAGCACAGAGGGAGACGCAGCAGGAGCAGCGGGAGUGGCGGGGGCGGGCGUGGUGGGGGAGCAGGGCGGGGGCAAGGGGCGGCGCACGGUGGCGUUCAUGUUUGAGGUGGAUGACACGGGGCCGGGCAUUCCCAUGCACAAGCGGGAAUCUAUCUUUGAGAACUUUCAACAGGAGGACGUUUCCACUGCCCGCACGCAUGGUGGCACAGGCCUCGGUCUGGGAAUCGUCCGCUCCCUGGUGAACCUGAUGGGCGGGUCGAUAGCCGUGGUGGACAAGGAUGGGCAGGGGGCUCGGUUCCGCUUCGACAUGCGGUUUGAAGCGGUGGAGGGCGGUGGAGGGUGGCACAACAGCAUGCUUCAGCCAGAGCUGCUGCUGCCCAAGCUGACUGCCGUGGAGGGCGGGCAGGUGAGAACCAGGGUGGAGGGGGGACAAAAGGGAGGGGGAGGGGAUGUGAUGGAGGUGGUGGGGGGAGAGCAGGUUAGGGAGGGGAGAGGGCAGGUCCUUGUCGCAAUGAAGGUGGAUAGUGCAGGGGCGGCCAUUGCAACAGCCUGGACUAUCCGCCUGGCUGGUGCAACAGCCUGGAUGGAUCAUGGAACGCCACAAGCUCAAGCAAUGAAGGAGGACAGUGCCGGGGCAGCCAUCGCCACGGCCUGGAUGGAGCGGCGCAAGCUCAAGGUGUGGCGAGCGCACACGUGGCAGGAGAUCAUGCCAGCUGUCGCGUCCAUACUGAUCCAGAAGUCGGCCGCCUCGCAGCCCCCCCGCGCCUCGCGCUCCCUCGUGGGCUUCUCUGCCCCGCUCAUGCGCAGCUUCACUGCUCUGAGAGGGGGCGGAGGAGGGGAGAAGGGGGAGAAAGGGGAGAAGGGGGAGAAGGGGGAGAGAGGGGAGAGAGGGGGGAUUGCUGCUGUGGGUGGAGCGGUGGGGGGUGGGGGGGUGGGAGGUGGUAGUUUCGGCGCUGGGGGUGGCGGCAGCAGCAGCAACGGUGGUGGUGGUGGCGGUGGGGUUGGGAGUGGUGCGGGUGGGUUCAGUCCGAUGGUGGAUAAAGCAAGGUCGGCUGUAGGCUGGCGCAGCCCCUCUCCUCGAUCCCACGACUCCUUACCAGCACCUGUAGCGCCAUCCCCAGCGGCUGUAGCGGCAGCUAUGGCAGCGGCUGUAGCAGCAGUGCCAGGCGGACCUGGGGGAGGGGGAGGGGGAGGGGGGGCGGGUGGGACCUCCCCUCGACCAAUCACCCCUGAUCAGACCCCCCUGUCAGGUCCUAUGCAGGUGCAGAUGGGGCAGGUGGUAUCUGAAUCAGGCGGACCCGGGCAGGGGCAGGGGCAGAGAGAGGUAUGGAACCGGCUUCCCUCCCCCUCCCAUCCUCUGGGCAACGGCCGCAUUCUCAGCAGCCCCGGGCGCUGCUUUGGCAGCCCUGCUGCUGCAAGCACGUGCGGGGACAGCGAGGACGGGGAUAUAGGAGACGGGGGAGCGGGGGAGGGGGCGGACGGGGGGAAAGCAGGAGGGGGAGGAGGAGGGGGGUUGGGGGGAGGGAGGGCAGCAGGGAUGGUGAAGAGUUUCGGCAGCAGCAGCAGCAGGCUGCUGGGGCGUGCUAUGAGCACCAAGUCCCGACGGUCCCUGGAAAAGCAGGGUAGCAGCCAAGAUCCGUCCUUUUCCAGCCACGGCUCUGCCUCCGCCACCACCCCACCCGCUUCUGCUGAUGCUGCUGGCGCUGCUGCUGCUGGUGCUGGUGGUGGUGCUCUAGGCACAGCUUCGAAUGGCCUCGCAUCGCUGUCCUUUGAUGGAACGGUGGGCAGGGAGCAGCAGGGCUUGUUGAGUGGGCCGUUGGCCCAUGGGAGCAUCGGCUCCCGGUCGCUCGGAGCGGGGCUGGUUGGAGGGAGAGGGGGUUCGGGGGGCGUGGGGUCGGACAAAGACGGCUCGAUUGCAGCUGCUGCUGCCGCCGCUGUUGCUGCUGUUGAAUCCGAAGGUGCUGGCACUGGUGGCGGUGGCGGCGGCGGUGGUGCUGCUGCUGCUGCUCCUGCUGCUGCCACGGCUCCCCGUGGAUCCUUCCUCUCUGCUGCGUCCCCGUCAAGGGUCGUCCCAGCGUCCCCUUCCCGGCUCAUCCCCGCCUCCCCUCCUUCAGCAGCAGCCCAAGCCUCCUCAUCCUCGUCCUCCUCCUCUACAGCCCGGCCGGCAUCGAAGCUGAUGCUGGCGGUGAUAGACGUGUCGAUUGUUCCUAAUGUGCACCAGUUCAUAGCGGAGGAGCUUCAUAUAUUUCGGGCGCGCCUGCAGCACCAGGGAUUCGUCAUCGCGUGGUUGGUGGAGCACAACACGUCAGCCGAUACCAGGCGCGCUCUCAGAAGGUCGGGGUGUGCAGUGGCGUCCAAGCCGCUCUAUGCAUCACGCAUGGCUCCUCUCCUCGCCCUGGCGACGGCCAGGAACAGUGUGCCGCACUCGAGCUCUCAGAUCGACAUGCCGCGCACGUUCGGGGCGAGGGGCGGACGAGGGGGAGAUGCGGGAGCGGAAGGAGGGGGUUCACAGUGGCAUCAUGGAGAGGCGAACGAGCAGGCGUGGGGCCUACCAGCACCAGCAGAGGAGGACGAAUCAGCCGACUCCCCAGCAGCCUCGUCCACAGCGCUGCGCAACACUGCUGCCGUCUCCGUCCCCUUCUCCCCCUGCCCUCGCCCCUCCGCCUCCACCCCCACUAGCGCCACCGCUGCUAGUUCUGCUGCUGGUGGUGGUGCUGGUGGGGGGGGAGCGGCUAUGUCUGGGUACCCCCCUCCCUCGGGUCGCGCCCCCCCCCUCCCCUCCCCACACGCCGCUGCUGCCGCCUCCCCCCAUGGCCUCCCCACCGGCCGCCCCCCCAUUCCCUCGGCGGCGAGUGCAGAAGGCACCGGCCCGGCCGUAAGUGACGGUGCUGGUGCUGCUGGUGCUGCUGGUGCUCGUGGUGCCGCUGGCGGUGCAGGUGCUGGCUCGCCUGCACCGGGAGCGGCAGCAGCAGGGGCCGCAGGGGUGUUGGAGUCGUCUCCCGGCUCACGGUCAGGGAGGACGCGGCCGGUCAACAGCGGGCUCAAGAAAGGGGCGUCCUUCUCAGAGGGCUCGUUUGACAACGCGCUGGCAGGCAAGCGGGUGCUGAUUGCUGAAGACACGGCUCUGCUGCGCAAGGUGGCCAUAAUCCGAAUGCAGAAGCUCGGCUGCGAGGUCGAGGCGGUGUGUGACGGGCAGCAGGCAGUGGAUGCGGUGCUGGCCACAUACGCCAGCAAUACGGGGCGGUUCGAUGCGGUGCUCAUGGAUUGCCAGAUGCCUGUGUUGGACGGGUAUGGGGCCACAGCAGCCAUCAGAGCAGGGGAGGCGGGGACGCCCUUCCACACGCCCAUAGUGGCGCUCACAGCCCACGCCAUGACCAGUGACCACCGCAAGUGCCUGGAUGCGGGCAUGGAUGCUUACCUCACCAAGCCUAUUGACCCUGCACUCAUGUCCCGCACCCUGCUGGGUUUGAUGGCCAAGCACCCUGUAGCUGCUGCUGCCGCUCCUACCCCUGCUGACUCAUGA
Molecule: messenger RNA, 4899 nt
Organism: Closterium sp. Naga37s-1
Lineage: Eukaryota; Viridiplantae; Streptophyta; Zygnematophyceae; Desmidiales; Closteriaceae
Source: the annotation of a GenBank genome assembly